UGGAGGCCAUUCUGUAGUCGAUAGCACCAGAGGGUUUCCGAGUGGAAAGGGCAUAAAUAGCCGCGGAGAGCAACGGCGGCCCAUAGUUUUCGUGUUUCUAGCACUUUGCUAGCUUACUGCUUCUCGAUUAGCUCGUGGUACUUACGGCUACGAAAAUAGUAGGGCUGGCAAACCGGUGGCCGGCCGGCGGCGCGGCGGCCGAGGAGAUGGGGAGCCUCGACGGACACUCGCUGCAGGGCCACCACGACUACUCCCACCACCACGUCGGCGCGGGCGCGGGCCCAGCCAGCAGCAACAACAACGACGAGGACGACGCGUCGCCGCCGCCCGCCGCAGCGGGAGCGGGGGCUGGGCGCAGGCCGCGCGGCAGGCCACCGGGGUCCAAGAACAAGCCGAAGCCGCCCGUCGUCGUGACGCGGGAGAGCCCCAACGCGAUGCGCUCCCACGUGCUGGAGAUCGCGAGCGGCGCCGACAUCGUCGACGCCAUCUCGAGCUUCUCCCGCCGCCGCCAGCGCGGCGUCUCCGUGCUCAGCGGGAGCGGCGCCGUCACCAACGUCACGCUGCGCCAGCCCGCGGGGACCGGGGGCGCCGCCGCCGUCGCGCUGCGGGGGCGGUUCGAGAUUUUGUCCUUGUCCGGCGCCUUCCUCCCGGCUCCCGCGCCGCCGGGGGCCACGGGGCUCGCCGUGUACCUGGCCGGCGGGCAGGGGCAGGUGGUGGGCGGGAGCGUCAUGGGAGAGCUGGUCGCGUCUGGACCCGUCAUGGUGAUCGCCGCCACGUUCGGCAACGCCACGUACGAGAGGCUGCCGCUGGACCAGGACACCGAGGAGGGCGCCGUGCUGUCCGGGUCGUCCGAGGGCGCCACCGCGCAGCACCUGGAGCAUCAGAGCAGCGGAGGCGCCGUCGUGCCGCCGUCAAUGUACGCCGUCUCGCAGACGCCGCCGCACGACAUGUUCGGGCAGUGGGGGCACGCUGCGGUGGCGCGGCCUCCGCCGACGUCGUUCUAACGCUGCACCGGCGGCCGGCGGGCGAAUUGAUAUCUCUCUCUCUACCUUGCUAGUUAGAUUCCGGCUUCUUCCCUAGCUAGCUAGUUGUUUGAGUAGCUCAACUACCAUGUUACUUAUUCCGUUAUGUCAUGCAUGAGUACUUGUGUGAUCUUUUCAUUUUCCCUCUUUGGAGCUUGUGCAAUGUACAAUUCCUGUAUGUGCAUCAACUAUCAAGAUCGAUCGAUGAUUGCUAGUUAA
Molecule: messenger RNA, 1241 nt
Organism: Phragmites australis (common reed)
Lineage: Eukaryota; Viridiplantae; Streptophyta; Magnoliopsida; Poales; Poaceae
Product: AT-hook motif nuclear-localized protein 20-like
Exons: 1
Coding region: 207-1004 (265 amino acids)
Cellular component (GO): nucleus
Molecular function (GO): minor groove of adenine-thymine-rich DNA binding; DNA-binding transcription factor activity
Source: RefSeq, a predicted model, not a curated record